AUGCCUCCUCGGAAGAAACCGAAGCUCGCGACUCAGUCCGAAUCCUCGACCACCCCCGGCAAUGAAAGCGCAGCUCAGCCAAACGCGGAUUACGACCCCGUCACGGACCCGUGGACCGAUGAACAAGAGACGGCCCUGUUGAAGGGGAUAAUCAAAUGGAAGCCUGUCGGCAUGCACAAGCAUUUUCGCAUGAUUGCUAUCUCGGAGUUUAUGAAGAGCCAAGGAUAUGCGCCCUCCCACGCGGAACAUACUCGAAUACCCGGGAUCUGGAAGAAGCUCGGGACGCUAUACAAUCUUCCUGCGCUUGAUGAGCGGGAGGACUCGUUGAUUACCGACACAUCCGAUGACGUCGAAAACUCGAAAGAGCUAUACUGUCCAUUCGAUCUCCCCGAGGAUGAAUAUGGUGAAUUGAUGUUUGCAAGGCGACUAGCAGAAGGCUCCGUGUCUCCCGUUAACAGUCCUCACCCUGAAUCCAGACGAGGCAGCACCGUGGCGGAUACAGACGAGCCUCGAUCCUCUCCUGCUCCGUCGCGAGGUAGAAAACCAGGUCGUGGUGGUCGUCCAUCUACGCGUGGCACACGCUCGUCGCGACUCCACGUGGAGGUUGAACCGAGAAGGAAGAGAUCGGGCACUGGUGAGGAGGAGGGAGAUUCUGAAGAAACCGCUGCAAAUGAUGAGGAGGAGGAUGGCACAGACGGGGCGAAGGACGAUAGCGAGGGGGAGGACGAAGGCGACGAAGGCGGAGGCUCUCCCACCACGAGAAGUACGCGUGCCCAAACAUCCCGGUCGAAACAGAAGGGAAGAGGCGCGCCAACGGGACCGAGAAGAGGCUCUCGAAGGCGCUAG
Molecule: messenger RNA, 846 nt
Organism: Aspergillus affinis
Lineage: Eukaryota; Fungi; Ascomycota; Eurotiomycetes; Eurotiales; Aspergillaceae
Exons: 4
Coding region: 1-846 (281 amino acids)
Biological process (GO): regulation of transcription by RNA polymerase II
Cellular component (GO): NuA4 histone acetyltransferase complex; nucleus
Source: RefSeq, a predicted model, not a curated record